AUCGAAGAUGCUAUGCUGAUGUUCGACAAGCAAACUAACAGGCAUAGAGGCUUUGGAUUUGUCACGUUUCAAAGCGAGGAUGUCGUCGACAAAGUCUGCGAGAUCCAUUUCCACGAAAUUAACAACAAAAUGGUCGAAUGCAAGAAGGCACAGCCAAAGGAAGUGAUGCUUCCAGCGAAUCUGGCGAAGACGCGAGCGGCCAGCAGAGGCGCAUACGAUUUUAUGUGGUCUCUGGGAGCAUUACCUGAUGGUUUCCCAGCGGCAGCGUACGCGGCAUACGCGGCGGGCCGCGGCUAUUCUGGGUACCCUAGUUUCGGAUUACCCUACCCGACAGGAGUGCCGGCGGUGUACUACCACGGAACAGGAAGUGAGAAUGCAGGCCGCGCGUAUACAGAGGCGCCGAUGCAACACGUCCAACGCAAUGCACUCCGAAAGAAAUUGGAUCUAACCAAUGGACAACUCACCCCAAACAACAACACGCCCUUACUUACACAAGCACUUUCUGUGAUGAACAACUACCAGGCGGCCGCAGCGCAGGCCGGGUUCCCACCGGCGUCGCCGCACGCGGCCGGAGGGCUCCAGGCCGCAGCUAGCCCGCAGCCCCCCACGACCGCGUUCCCCGCGAUCGCCGUAUCCCGUGCCCCGCUCAACUACAGUCCCGGUCCUCUAAUACCAGCGGCGUUCACUAAUGGCUACCAUUGAGCCUUGUUAAGACCUAAUAACAGGAUGGACGAGACGGCAGAACGCAGCACGGUCGCCUGAUAUAAUAAGCAACACGGACGAUUUGAGGCAGCUAAACAGUGGACGAUCUCUGGACGAAAAAAAUAACACGCCUACUGUAUAGAUACAAAGAUAUAAAUAAUGAUCAAAAGUUGCAAUAUAUUAAAAAACGGAUAAUGUCGAACAGAAGGCAACUAUUAAAUAAGAUCCAAUCGAUGCAACUUCGAAAUCCGGAUUGUAAAUAACCGGAUGUAAUAUUACGCGAAUAUGCAAUAAUGCAUUAAGAAAGAAUUUAGAGCAUUAGUCGAAUCCAGUUGGAUGCAACUAUAGAUAGAGAGAAGAAAAUUAAUCCUGUUGAUGAGUAACGGAAAAAAAACUGACGCGCAACGGGGAAGACGUCCAGAGUAGGCCAGAGGAAAAAGACGAGAAAAGCGACAGGAAGACCGACCGUCAGA
This is a messenger RNA of Acromyrmex echinatior (Panamanian leafcutter ant), 1175 nucleotides long. It is a transcript of the gene Rbp6, whose product is annotated as RNA-binding protein 6. Gene Ontology annotation, biological process: regulation of translation. The record is from RefSeq and is a predicted model, not a curated record. Gene Ontology annotation, cellular component: cytoplasm. Gene Ontology annotation, molecular function: mRNA binding. NCBI's taxonomy places the organism in Eukaryota, Metazoa, Arthropoda, Insecta, Hymenoptera, Formicidae.